AUGUUCUACUUCCACUGUCCGCCCCAGCUGGACGGAGAGUGCUGUCGCUCCAACACCUUGAAUUCAAACGGUUUUGGCAGCCACACCCCGGCUGAUUUUGAUGAUGGAUUUCUACGUAGAAAACAGCGCAGAAACCGAACAACGUUUACGUUGCAACAGUUGGAGGCUUUGGAGGCUGUCUUCGCCCAGACCCACUACCCGGACGUGUUCACCCGGGAGGAGCUGGCCAUGAAGAUCAACCUGACCGAGGCCAGGGUGCAGGUUUGGUUUCAGAAUCGCAGAGCAAAGUGGAGGAAGACGGAGCGAGGGAGCACAGACCCCGAAGGAGGGAAAGAGCAGAUGAGUGAGGGCGCUCCUCCAUCCCGCAGCAUCAACUCUCAGUCCCCAGUGGACCAGAGCAGAAAACAGAAAGAACCACUGGAAAUGCAGCAGAGUAUCAACAGGACAGUGGGUCCUGGUGGUCCCUUCUUCCCAUCUUGUAUACCAGGGACACUGCUCAAUUCUGCCACCUAUGCCCAGGCCCUCUCACAGGUCGCCACACUGAAAGGUAACGGUUUGUGCUCCUGCUGUGUUUCUGACCCCAUGGGCUUGUCCUUCCUGCCGCCCUACGGUUGUCAGGGCAACCGCACAGCCAGCGUGGCCGCCCUGCGCAUGAAGGCCCGUGAGCACUCGGAGGCCGUGCUGCAGUCUGCCAACCUGCUCGGUGCGGCAACUGGGCCCGGCGCCGGCGUGGGAGUCCUGUCUGGAGUCGGCGCCAGCACAGCCGGGGUGGUGAGGCCCACGGUGGGUCCUGCCAUCGAGGUGCCUGGCACUGUGGGAAGAGGGGGAGACAGCUCCAGUCCGCGCCCUGCCACCAAGGUCCCAGUCCUGAGCAGCAAUCCUGACAAACACCCUCAAUGCUCUAAGGAACCACUGGAGAAAAAGUGA
Xiphias gladius (swordfish) is the source of this 927-nucleotide messenger RNA. It is a transcript of the gene drgx, whose product is annotated as dorsal root ganglia homeobox. Lineage: Eukaryota; Metazoa; Chordata; Actinopteri; Istiophoriformes; Xiphiidae. The transcript is spliced from 6 exons. The record is from RefSeq and is a predicted model, not a curated record. Gene Ontology annotation, biological process: regulation of transcription by RNA polymerase II. Gene Ontology annotation, molecular function: DNA-binding transcription factor activity, RNA polymerase II-specific; RNA polymerase II transcription regulatory region sequence-specific DNA binding. Bases 1 to 927 code for a protein of 308 amino acids.